CGGACUCACACCGGGGAGAAAACAUUUAAAUGUAUCGAGUGUGGAAAGAGCUUUAGUGAAAAUGGAAGCCUUAGGAACCAUCAACGGACUCACACAGGGGAGAGACCAUUUAAAUGUAUGGAGUGUGGAAAGAGCUUCAGUCAGAAUGGAAACCUUAGGAACCAUCAACGGACUCACACAGGGGAGAGACCAUUUAAAUGCAUGGAGUGUGGAAAGGACUUCAGUCAGAAUGGACACCUUAGAACACAUCAACGGAAUCACACAGGGGAGACACCAUUUAAAUGUAUGGAGUGUGGAAACAGCUUUAGUAAUAAUGGAAACCUUAGGAGACAUCAACGGACUCACACAGGGGAGAAACCAUUUAAAUGCAUGGAGUGUGGAAAGAGCUUCAGUCAGAGUGGAAGCCUUAGAACACAUCAACGGACUCACACAGGGGAGAAACCAUUUAAAUGCAUGGAGUGUGGAAAGAGCUUCAGUCAGAGUGGAAGCCUUAGACUACAUCAACGGACUCACACAGGGGAGAAACCAUUUAAAUGUAUGGAGUGUGGAAAGAGCUUUAGUUUCAAUGCAGCCCUUAGAAUACAUCAACGGACUCACACAGGGGAAAAACCAUUUAAAUGCAUUGAGUGCGGAAAGAGCUUCAGUCAGAAUGCAGACCUUAAAAAACAUCAACGGAUUCACACAGGGGAGAAACCAUUUAAAUGCAUGGAAUGUGGAAAGAGCUUCAGUUACGAUUCAGGCCUUAGAAGACAUCAGCGGGCUCACAUAGGGGGAAAACCAUUUAAAUGCAUUGAGUGCGGAAAGAGCUUCAGUCAGAAUGGAAACCUUAAAUUACACCAGCGGACUCACACAGGGGAGAAACCAUUUAAAUGCAUGAAGUGCGGAAAAAGCUUCCGUCAGAGUGGAAAUCUUAGAAAACAUCAGCAGACACACAGGGAAGACACCAUUUAAAUGUAUGGCAUGUGGAAGAAGCUUCAGUCAGCGUGGAACCCUUGAUAUACAUCAACAAACUCACACAAAAGACAAACCACAUAAACGUCAGGAAAGUAUAUUGAGGCUCAGUCCUUGUGGAAGUCCUACAUCAACAGACUCGUGGCCAGGAAGAACUUUAACAGUUGACACCCUACAUACCAUCAAUAACUUUAAAUGGAAGGAUUGCAGAAAGUGCUUUAGCUAUAAUGUAAUGUUUAAGAAAUAUCAGACAUUCAAGCGGGAGAACCCAUUUAGAUGUAUGGAGUGUAGGACAUCUUCCUCUCAGAGUCCACUCUUCUUCACGGCAAUGAACUCAGAGGAAAUCUGUCUUCCUGCUUCAGGGCCAGCUGAGUCUGUUUCUCUUGUCAUUUUCUUGUAGCUAGGUAAUUCCUCUCUAAUCUGCUCUGUGUCUGUGUCUCUCCCUCCUUCUGAGACCACUGGAAACGAAGGGGAUGACUUUCCCCCCUCCAGCUCCUCUUCUGAGGAAAGCUGAUUGGCCUGAGAAUGGAUUCCCCCCUUAAGGUGGGGGACCUCAACGAAGUCCCUUCAUUAGAAAUGGACAGGACAGAAAGGGACAGAAUAUCUAGAAAAGAGAGACUACCACAUACAUUUUUUCAAAUGGUGGACAGCUUAAACCUAAGGGAUGCAUGGAGAGAGAGAAAUCCACUGGAGAAACAGUUCACACUCUUUUCAGAAGCCUAACAAUCGUCGGGGAGAAUUUAUGCAAUCUAGAUCUCAAAUAGUUUAAUAAUAAAAAAUU
Podarcis muralis (Common wall lizard) is the source of this 1732-nucleotide messenger RNA. The record is from RefSeq and is a predicted model, not a curated record. NCBI's taxonomy places the organism in Eukaryota, Metazoa, Chordata, Lepidosauria, Squamata, Lacertidae.